AUAUCGAGACUUUGUUUCUCAUUUAUAACACAGAACUGGGUAAAAAAUGGGAAGAACCAGCAGCGCAUAAAGCGGCCGUUUGUGCCGAGCCCGCCAGGGGGCGCGCCAUGGGCCCGGCGCAUGCGCACAGCGCCGGCGGAAGGCGCGGCAGCGGCAGCGCUGGCGGAGCAGGAGCAGCAGCAGCAGCAGCAGCGGGGCAGCGGCGUUGCCCGGGUGGGGCUGUGCCUGCUGUGCGGGCUGCCCGCGGCCGGCAAGUCCACCCUGGCCCGCGGCCUGAGCCGCCGGCUGCCGCAGCGCCCGGGCUGGGCCUGCGCGCUGCUCGCCUACGACGAGCUCAUCCCGCCCGAGGCCUUCCGCCCGCGCGAGCCGUCCGCGUUGCUGCCCGGCUGGAAGCAGAGCCGCCGCCAGCUGCUGCAGUGCCUGGAGGGAUUGCUGCGGGCGCUGCUCACCGGGGCGCCGCUGGCCGGGCCCGCGCAGCCGGGCUGCGAGCGCUUCCUGCGCUGCUGCCGCCGCCAGGGGCUGCUGCCCGCCGCCGAGGGUGGGACCGGAGCCGCCUCCCGGCCGCUCGUCCUCCUGCUGGAUGACAACUUCUAUUACCAGAGCAUGCGCUACGAGGUGUUCCAGCUGGCCCGCAAAUAUUCCUUGGGCUUCUGCCAGUUAUUUUUAGAGUGUCCAGUGGAAUGCUGCCUGCAGAGGAAUCGCCUCAGAAGUGAUCCUGUGCCUGAGCAGACAAUACAAUUAAUGGCAAGGAAAAUAGAAAUGCCAGAUCUUGAGAAAAACGCUUGGGAGCAGCACAGCCUCAUUCUGAAUAGUACUGAUUGCAUCUCAGAGGAUGAUGAGCAGAUUAUGAACUUGCUGGCCACUGCUUUGGAAAAUCCAGAGAGGCCAAACGAGGAGGACACAGAGCAAAAGGAGGCAGCUCGAGCCAUCUGUGCAGCCAGUGCUGUCCAUCAGGCUGACCAGGCGUGCAGGAGAGUCAUCUCUCAGGCAAUGCAGGAUGCCAAAGGUAAAAACGUUCUCCCAAGUGAGAUGAAGAGCCUGGCAGAAGAACUCAACAGACUGAAAGCAGAAUUUUUGGAAGACUUGAGGCAAGGAAAGACUUUGAAAAUCCAAUAUUCUGACCCUGCUACAAGUGUCAUUUCUUCAUUCCAACAUGAGGCAACCAAUGUAAUAAAUAAAUAUAUUUUAAAAUAACGACAUAGAGAAUACAUUGGGUGCUUAGGAAUCCAAAGUGUUUCAAAUUCACUCUGCUGAGAGAUCUGAGGUGCAGCUCCCUUCUCUGGAGCCCCUGUGCCUCCUCUCCCAUGAUAUGGAAGAGAAACAAUUUAAUCAAGUCUAAUCAUGCUGUCCUUGGCUGUGGAGAUCAAGCCAAGAGCAAACCAUCCUGAGACUUAAAUUUCAUGGAAUCAGAGUUAAACCAGGAAGAACACUUGGGAAAUCUCCAGUUCCAGCCAUGAAAGGAUAUGCAAUUAAAAACUGACAUGAGACCUAAUUAGAAAGUGUUAUUUUAUUCAUAUCUUACAAAAGCAAAGUUUCACAACAUGAACUACACGAGAUAGAGUUAUUUCAGAAUUAACCUUGUCAUCAAAAACGUUCACUAACAUGAAAAUUUAUUUUACAACUCUAA
Oenanthe melanoleuca is the source of this 1627-nucleotide messenger RNA. RefSeq names its product phosphoseryl-tRNA kinase (gene PSTK). The coding region runs from base 121 to 1194 and encodes 357 amino acids. The transcript has 6 exons. NCBI's taxonomy places the organism in Eukaryota, Metazoa, Chordata, Aves, Passeriformes, Muscicapidae. Gene Ontology annotation, molecular function: kinase activity; tRNA binding. The record is from RefSeq and is a predicted model, not a curated record.